AGGAGACAUGGUUUUCACGAAUCCGAGUGAAGGGAGAGAAGUCCUGGUGUUCUCUCGAGGCCAAUAACUGUUCGAGCCAAUAACUGUCGAGGAAGCAUUCAGAUAUAGUCAUAGUAGAACACACAGACAAAACAGUAGGUAACAAUCUAAAUCUAACAAUAUUAUCCGGACUAUGAGACGUUCGAGAAGUACGAUCCUAUUGGCCCUCCUGUUGGCCGUAUUAUCAUCGUCCGUUAAAGCUACUACGCUUUACGGUGCACCGCCAUGUCCCGAUCCGUACGGUGUACACGCAUAUGCUCAUCCAGAGGAUUGCAAUAGUUUUUUCUUAUGUACGAAUGGCACGUUGACACUCGAACAUUGUGAAAAUGGUUUACUUUUUGACGGACACGGUGCUAUACAUAAUCAUUGCAAUUAUUAUUGGGCCGUUAAUUGUGGACACCGCCAGCACGAUCUUACACCUUUGAGCUCGCCCGGUUGCGAAUUUCAAUUUGGACUUUAUCCCGAUAGUGAUACCUGUAGCACUACGUAUAUCAAAUGUGUACAUGGACAUCCACUUCAAGAACAUUGUGAUGCUGGUUUAGCUUACGAUCCGAAAACUCAUACUUGCGUAUGGCCUGAUCAACUUUUGCCAUAUUGUAAUCCGGAAGCCAUUGUUGGUUUCAAAUGUCCCCAUAAAGUACCAGCACGUAGUGCUGCAGCUAAAUUUUGGCCUUUCCCAAGAUUCCCGGUGCCUGGUGACUGCGGUAGAUUGAUAACUUGCGUCGAAGGACAUCCGCGUCUUUUGACAUGCGGCGACGGUAAAUUAUUUGAUUCCGUUAGUUUGAGCUGUCUCGAACCCGAAGAGCUACCACAUUGCGCCAAUAGCCUGUAAUAGUUCGAUCGGUUUAAUUACAUCAUACACGUGUAAUGGGAUCUUUUUUCUUCAUUUUUCUUUUCAUUUCUUUUUUUUCCCGUUUUUUUCCUUUUUUUUUUUUUUUUUUUUAUAAGAAACAUGACACACUGUACAUGAAGAAGAAGACGAAUAAUAAUAAUAAUAAUAAUAAGAAGAAGAAGAAGAAGAAGAAUGUGAACGUCUUACGUCAUAGUUACAACUACGAUGUAAAUAAUUACAACGGAUGAAAAAUCUAAUAUCUAUCUUUGAUGGGGGCAAAAUAAAAUAUAUCGAUGAAAUAUGGCCGUUCAUCGUAUUGGUCUAUAAAUAUAGAUGUAUCAAUAUUCGUUAUAAAAAUUAUCUGUAAUAUUUUCUAUUUAAUGAUUGACAAAUUGAAAUAAAAAUCUAUUAAGGGUUAUAUCAACGUA
This is a messenger RNA of Vespa crabro (European hornet), 1299 nucleotides long. It is a transcript of the gene Cpap3-d, whose product is annotated as protein obstructor-E-like. Gene Ontology annotation, cellular component: extracellular region. The coding region runs from base 173 to 871 and encodes 232 amino acids. Gene Ontology annotation, molecular function: chitin binding. The transcript is spliced from 5 exons. The record is from RefSeq and is a predicted model, not a curated record. Lineage: Eukaryota; Metazoa; Arthropoda; Insecta; Hymenoptera; Vespidae.